CAAAAAACCAAGUUAUUCGCAUUUGACCCACUUUCUGAUUUGAAAGGAAAGGCUGCUCUCUCUCUUCCCGAUAGAUAGUUAUAUAGCAGGCGGUAGAAACCAACACUUUCCAACCAGAUCCGAGAGAGAGAAGAGGUGAACAUGGACAUGAAAAAGAGAAUUCACCUAGAACUGAGAAAUAGGACGCCGUCGGAUGUUCAGGAGCUGGUCCUGGAUAACUGCCGGUCGAACGAGGGGAAGAUGGAGGGCGUAACGGAGGAGUUUGAGAACCUGGAACUCUUGAGUCUCAUCAACGUCGGCCUCAUCAACGUCUCAAACAUACCCAAACUGGGGAAAUUAAAAAAGUUGGAGCUGAGUGACAACAGGAUAUCCGGUGGUCUGGAGGUGCUGGCUGAGAGGCUGGUCAACCUCACACACCUCAACCUCUCUGGGAACAAGUUCAAGGACAUCAGCACACUGGAACCACUGAAAAAGCUUCCCAUACUGAAGUCCCUGGACCUGUUUAACUGCGAGGUCACCAACCUGGGAGACUACAGAGAGAGCAUCUUCAAGCUCCUCCCACAGCUCACGUACCUGGAUGGCUACGAUAUCGAAGACUGCGAGGCCUCCGACUCGGACGGCGAGGGAGACGGGAUCGAUGAUGACGACGACGAUGAAGAGGGGGAGUCUGAGGACUUCGAUGAGGAGGAUGAUGAUGAUGAAGAGGUCAUUGCAGAGGAAGAUGACGACAGUGCGGAGAGUGAAGAGGAUGGGGAGGUGAACGGAGAUAUCGAUGAUGAUGAUGAUGACGACGAAGAUGAUGAUGAGGAUGACUCUCCAGCGAAAGGAGAGAAGAGGAAGAGGGAUCCUGAGGAUGAUGACGAUGAUGAAGAUUCAGUGUCCUCCCCACCACCCCUCAAUCUCUGAUACCUCCCCUCCACCCCCUCAAUAUCUCUGAUACCUCCCCUCCACCCCCCCAAU
Molecule: messenger RNA, 960 nt
Organism: Oncorhynchus kisutch (coho salmon)
Lineage: Eukaryota; Metazoa; Chordata; Actinopteri; Salmoniformes; Salmonidae
Product: acidic leucine-rich nuclear phosphoprotein 32 family member D
Exons: 7
Coding region: 142-906 (254 amino acids)
Biological process (GO): regulation of apoptotic process
Cellular component (GO): nucleus
Molecular function (GO): histone binding
Source: RefSeq, a predicted model, not a curated record